Molecule: messenger RNA, 1829 nt
Organism: Carassius carassius (crucian carp)
Lineage: Eukaryota; Metazoa; Chordata; Actinopteri; Cypriniformes; Cyprinidae
Product: interleukin-1 receptor type 2
Exons: 10
Coding region: 99-1310 (403 amino acids)
Molecular function (GO): interleukin-1 receptor activity
Source: RefSeq, a predicted model, not a curated record
ACAGAGAAACACAGAGAACAGCUGAACGCUGGUCAUAUCCAGUGCUCUCUGAAUCUGUGAAGAGCUCGCUGACAGAGGUAGUCAUCAUCAUCAUCAUCAUGAUCAUCAAUAGGCAGUGUCUCUUUGAUUUCAGCACAUGGAUUGUCAUGUUUUCCCUGAGAUUAUUCCUGACCUCUGCGCUGCCUCUGAAAGACAGUUGUGUGCUUGUGGGUCCAGAGAUCCCGGAUUAUCGAGUUCAAGGUGAAGCAGUUAUCAUCAGAUUCCCUUUUCUUGAAGAUGCGAUUAAUUACAGGAGACUGGGAGUGGACAACAGCUCAAGCUUCCAUGUCCAUCACCAGAGCCUGAGGAGCGAGAGGAUUGAAGGAGUGAUGCUGAGCGAGCGCAGGAUCCUGCUUCUCCCGUCUCACCCCUCACACUCUGGGACAUACACCUACAUCUUCAGGAGCAACACGUUCUGCCUCACUGGAAGUAUUACAGUAAUGAUCUACGAGGAAGAAGAGCCCAACAUUACUGUGAUGCCCUACACCGCACGCGCAGGAGAAGAUACAGAGAUCGUCUGUCCACAUUUAAAAUAUUUCAAAAGGUCAGAAAGUCCAAAGUGGUACAAGGAUUUUCAGAGCACAGCUCUCCCUAUAAGCAAAGGACAGUAUACAGUCAAGAGAGACAUAAUUCUGUCCAUCAAAAACAUCUCUGUGAAAGACGAGGGCUUCUACACUUGUAGGCUAAGUGUGAUAUUCAACAAUACCCAGUAUAACGUGAGCAGGACCUGGAGAGUUCAAGUGACAAUCCCAGUAUCAGAAGCGGUCACCUCUAACAGUCUCAGUGCUUUCACAUCAUCAAGUCAUCCAUUCCCUUACAUUGUCUUUCCUGCAAAUGGAUCUUUCAUUGAAAGUCAUUUUGGUGCUCGUUUGGUGAUCCAGUGCAUGGUGUCUGUUGGAAACCAGCAAGCUCAGUCCACAAUUGUGACAUGGGUGGUUAAUGACCAGCCAGUUGAAAACUCUUACCUGGGUGGACGGGCUUUUCAGACAGAUAAGAGUCUCUCAGGCAAGCAUCUGGAGGUGCAGCUGGUUAUCUCUGAGCUUCUGGAAGAGGACAAUGGGACAGAAUUGAAAUGCAUAUGUCAAAAUGAAGACCAGAAACAGGAAGUUGUCACUCAAAUCAAACUUGGAGGCUCUGAGUCUGUGUGGUUGGUGGGAGCUGCAGCAUCCUCAUGUUUUAUUCUAGUGGUGUGUGUUUUUGCAUACCAUUUGUGCCAAGGGCCACAGAAACCAAGGGACUAUGUUCUGGCUCGACAGGACAGCACCAUUUGAAGAUGGCUUCCACUUUACAUCUUCAAUAGUACACCUAUCUUCAUCAUGUUUUAGUUACUUUGAUCUUUUGUGUUGAAUUGGUCUUUUGUUUUAAAUUUGUUUUCCUAGAUCUUGCCUCACAGUUCUCUCUCAAACUGUUUUCGGGUUUUUCUUGUUUCUUGCAAUCAUUACUCCCACAUACACAGGCACAUAUUUUUAGCAUUUGUUUGGUCUGUUUUGUUUGUAAAUUGGCAAGACUUGGUUCCUUGUAUUUUGCUUUAAAAUAAAGCAGCAAUUGGAUCCAUUUAACUUCUGUUUUUUGAGCUAUUAGUAGAACAUCUGUUCAGACUUCAGUUCUCAUCUUUUUUUGUGAAAAAAUUCAUAUAUGACAAAAUAUGGAAAUUUUGAUCAAAUGUUGGCAGACAACAUCUGCUUUGGCCACUAUUUUAUAUAUCUACAGCAGUCCUCCCCAUUAUUUCAGAUAUAUAACACAUACUAUUAUUCUUCCUCAGUUCCAAUCAUGUAAGUCAAGUUUAUUGU